Messenger RNA from Danaus plexippus (monarch butterfly), 3125 nucleotides. RefSeq names its product nuclear pore complex protein Nup58 (gene Nup58). Bases 134 to 1705 code for a protein of 523 amino acids. The transcript has 13 exons. Gene Ontology annotation, biological process: nucleocytoplasmic transport. Gene Ontology annotation, molecular function: structural constituent of nuclear pore. Gene Ontology annotation, cellular component: nuclear pore. Lineage: Eukaryota; Metazoa; Arthropoda; Insecta; Lepidoptera; Nymphalidae. The record is from RefSeq and is a predicted model, not a curated record.
CUUAUAACGUCAGUCACUCUUGAAAGCAGUUAACGUACGUUGUGAAUGUUUUAAAAAAUAUAAAAUAUAUUACUUUUAAAAAUAAUAUCAUAUCAGAUUUAUGUACCGAAUAGUAUUUAUGUGAUACCUAAAAAUGUCUUUCUCGUUUGGUACGCCGUCAAGCGCCCCAGCGACAACAGGUCUUACCGGGGGUUUUAGUUUUGGCGCUAACAAGCCCGCUACACCUGGUUUUGGGCUCACAGCAACCACUCAAUCGACGGGGUUAUUCGGUACCCCGGCUACAACUGCACCAGCUUUUGGAACCGCAACUGGAACUACUCCAGCAUUUGGAGCAACACCAGCUUUUGGUGCUGCAACCCCCGCAUUUGGUGCUAACACUAGUUUUGGGGCUGCAACAAGCGCACCCGCUUUUGGUGCAACAACUUCACUUUCAUUUGGAGUGUCCAGUGCUGCCCCAGCAUUUGGUGCCACAACCUCCUCAUUUGGUUCAGGGACACCAGCUUUUGGAUCUGGAGGUCUCAACUUUGGAACUGGGACAACUUCAGCAGCCACAAAAGGAUUGUCAUUUGGCACAACUACAACUAGUUCAGGCUUGGGAGGUUUAGGUGGGUUUGGUUUUGGUACGACAACUUCAAACUGGUCACUCGGUACAACAGCUACAACCACUACUAGCGCUUUUGGGAAUCAAUUAGGAACAAUUAAUGUAACUGGCACCCAACCGUCUACAUCAGCAGCGCCAAGCCUUGGUUUAGGUGGUAUAGCUACAUCAGGGGUGACAAACACUACAACUACGGAUGGAAAAAAUGAACCACCGAUGCAACAGAAGUUGCCGAAUGAAAUAUCAACAACGGUGGAGUCGUUUAAGGAGUUUGUGAAGAAACAGAAAUCAUUGAGCUCGGACAUCAUGAGGAUCUCAAUUAAACCGCUGCAUAAGGUAAGCCAAGAGGCGGAGACCACGCAACGCGCUGUGGCAGCUUUACGCGGCGAGUGCGGGAGGGCGCGGGCUCACUGCAAGCGGCUCCGAGCGGCUGCUGCUGCGGCACUCGCUGCUGCUGAGACCGCCGCCAGGGACGCGCCCGGUACCGACCUGGAGGGGCCCAUACCGCCGCAGUACGUGUCCGAACUGAUAUCAGAAUUGGAACAACAAUUGAUAAUGUUUAGACGACAGAUGGACGUCGCUGAUAAACAGAUGCAGUCAUCACCCAAACUACUCACUGAACAAGAAUUAACACUCGGUAUCCGUCGUAUGCACGAGUCGUUGGUGGCGUUGGCUGGGCGGCUUCAAGCGGCACACGCUCUGGUCGCGGCUCAGAAGGAACAAUAUCUCAACCUCCGGAAGUACAUACUGAAGGAUCCCACUGACGUGUUUGAUACGCCCACACAAAACGCAAGCCUCGACCAGAUACUCGGUGACGCCGAAGGCACCAGAAAGAAGAAGUCAAUUUCAGACUUAGGUCUCGGAAGCUCUGUCUUGUCUGAUCCCAGGGCGCUUUUAGGUAAUAUUCAAGAAUUGGCUGGACCAACACCAUUUACGUAUUUGGGCAACUCAAUGUCUUCACUACCUGUUCCAGAUAAUACAGGAUCAAACUGGCAGCCACAACCACAGACGAAUCUGAACACAUCUCUCAACCUAAGCUUUGGUACAGCUCAAAACGAUUCCGGUUUCCAGCUGCAAAAGCCACCUGGUAAACGUGGGAAGCAAUGAUAUUUAAGAUAAUAUAAGCGAUAAAUUGAUCCAUAAUACAAUUGUAUUAAAGAUCAAUUUAUAACGGACGGUGAUAAACACACACAUUUAAAUGGUGAACUAAAUGAUACAUUAGUGGGGGUCAAUAUAUAAUGGAUGAAGUGGAAUUAAAAGUGAAAGUGAAUUGUUUAAGUGACAAGUGUGGUUUGAAACUAAUAUGAAUCAUUGGACGAUUUAUUGAUAAAUUAGUCUUCUAAUAUUAAAAAUUAUGAAUUAUUUGUAAAAUUUCAAUAUGUCCCAUGAAUUAGUGUAGUUUAAAUUUAAUUGCGAAGUAUAAAUAUAUGUUUCAUUAUUUGCUAAGUAAGUAAAAGUAGUUUUUUAGUCGAGUCUAAAUAAAUGUGAGAUGGGAGAUAAUAAUUGAAUCAUAAAAAUGUCAAUGAAUUUAAAACACGCGUUGAAAAUUGCAGUGAUAUAUAUUUAUUGUAUUUCUGUGGUGUUUGUUGUUUAUUAGUUAGUGAUAUUAAUAUUGUUUUUGUGCUGAUAUGUGAGAUACAUGAGAUGGUCUAUUUGAUAUAAAGCAUUGGUUUAUGGCUGGCCUUAGAUUAACCCCUGUAAUGUAUAACAUAUAAAAUUCAUACUACAGAAUUCAUAUAAAAUAUUCAUAAUCCUAGAGACGAAAUCUCUCAGCAUACCAUGGAUUCACCGUGCGGGUGCCGGGUCCAUCUUGUUGCAGGGAGAGGAGCUUCAACAGUGCCUGGGACUUGCGACCCAGGUGUGGGUUUAAGGGCUUCUAUCUAACGCGCCUUAAACGCUCACCUCUACUGUCCAAGCUCCUCUCUCUACCUAACCAAAUUUAAAACGAACCUACUAAGGGCUGCCUUAGACACAUGUUCCAAGAAUGAACUGAUGUUAGUUCUUGGCAGACCCAAAUCUUUUAGCAGGUUGUAGAGAGAUUUGGCUGUUACACCUCUCGCUCCUACUUCUACCGCGUGCAAAUUUACAAGGAACCUAUUCUUAGUGAGUUCGUUGACAUUGAUGAAUGUUGUAUUACGUAAUGACUGUUUUUCUAUACUCUGGUUCUUAAAUAUCCUUUGGGAUGUGACAGUAAAUAACUUAGUAUUUCUUAUGCAUUUCUAUACAAUGAUAUUUGACAUAAAAUUGUUCGACUGUAUGUACUUGUCAUUAUUUGGUGUUUUUACAAACUAAUAAUCAUCACAUGGUUAAUGUAAUUAUAGAAAGAAGGGUUUUUUCAUAAGAUUGUAUGAGGUGGUUGAAAAUAUAUGUUCUCUAGGAACACUACCACUAUUGUGGGCAAGUGGUACUUAUGGCAAUUAGGAUAUAAGGUAUAACUAUUAGGUAAUAGAAAUUUUUCAUAGUUAUUGUCUAAAAAAAUCAGCUCUCAGGGUGACUUAACACACAAGUAAUGAAAAUUUCUUGAUAA